AUGAAAUUUGUCUUGAUCUUGAUUAGCUUGUGUAUAUAAAUACAUGCCAUCACUCUAUAAUUACAUUAAGUUGGAGGAUGCACUUGUGAAAUGUCAUCUGUAUAAACAGAAUGCAUUCCUAGUACAUGUGAUUGGAAUGCUACAACCUCAAAAUGCACUCAAAAAACUUGUGAUAAAUUUACAGUUGAAAUGUGUGAUCAAUUACCUGAUUAUCUGAAAUGUGCUUGGAAGGAUAAUUCAUGUUAAACAUUCACAAAAUGUUCAGAUUAUGCAUAUAGUGAUGGAUUCAAAUGUUUUAGAGUAGGUCCUUGUUAAGCUGUUUUUAAGAAGAAUUCAUCAGGAUUAUAUCCAUGCACAGAUAAAACAAAUGACUCAAUGCAUAGUAUUGAUUCAUGUGCUGGAAUAGAUUAAGUAGGAUGUAUAGAAACAGUAUAAGAUGAUGGAAAAGUUUGCUAUUGGAAUCCAAGCACAUCUACUUGUGAAGCUUGGAGUAGUAGUGCUUGCAGUAAUUUUGAUAAUACAAGUUAAUCUGCAUGUCCAAAGUUUUCUUGUGAUUAUAAUGCUACAACAGGUAAAUGUACAACAAGAACUUGUGAUAUAAUUACUGUUGAAGCUGCUUGUACUAUGGUUUGGGAUAUCACAUAAUAAGUUGCUACCUAAUGUAAAUGGGUAAAUUCUAAAUGCAUGGAAUUUGAUUAUUCCACUUUGACAUAAUCUACAUGUUUAAUGGGAUCUAGUUUAUCAUAUAAGUGGAAUUCAUCAACAUCUAAGUGUGAAGUAUGUGCAUAACCAAAAAGUGAUGACGAUACAGAUGAUACAUCAUAUUCUAAUAUGGUUUAAGGAGUCUUAGCCAUAUUGAUGUUUAUAAAUAUAUGA
Paramecium pentaurelia is the source of this 876-nucleotide messenger RNA. The record is from the annotation of a GenBank genome assembly. NCBI's taxonomy places the organism in Eukaryota, Ciliophora, Oligohymenophorea, Peniculida, Parameciidae.